AUGAGACCUGGCCUGAGUUUACUUGCAGUUCUUCUCUGCUUAGGAAAAAUUUCUGUAGCAGGCACUGAAGACCAACUCGAGGAAGAAAGCAAAGAAAGAUAUAGCUCAUCUACAGUGGGACUUUUAAAGUUGCUGAAAGUGGAAGAAGACUUUGCCGAUAACCUCGUAAACUAUGGAGCCCAGCUAGGAAAGAAAGUUCAAUCACUUCGAACUUUCCUAUCCACAGUGAGUUUAAAAUUAAAUCGCAACUUCCUGGAGAGAGUGGAAUAUGUUUCCAACCCGUUGAACGCAUUUUCCCUUUUGAGACGCACCCACGAAGAUUUGCCAAAGUGGCACUCAUAUUUUAAAAAAUCUUUGGGAAGUGAGGACGCAGCUGUACUGGACGACCUGGUUGAACAGGUACCAAGUAAAUUAGACUUAAUGUCAGCAGCACUGGGAAUUCAACGUAUAGAGAAGACCUAUGACUUAAGAAUCGACGAUUUGGCACAAGGCCUUUUACAGGAUAAGCAAUACGAAAUUGGACUCUCCUUUCGCGAUCUUGUAGCCUUGGGUCGUCUGAUGUUCGAACAGCGCGAUUAUCAAGCAGCUGGAAAAUGGUAUCGUUUGGCUUGCAAACGCGAACCAGACGAACAGGAUGACUUGAUAAAUGAGGUCCUGGGCAAUCCUUCCGAGCACUUCCACCGCCAGUACAUCAAAGCAUUGUUCACAUAUGGAACUAGUUUGACAGAUCCUUCGAAAUCUACCGGAGAAGCUUUCUUUGCCGCGGAGAACUCUGUGGCAAGCGCCACUCAGGACAAUAUAACUUCCAUACUAUCCAGUCUAAAAGAAAACGAUGCUGAGGUAGAAAGAGAGCUGUACCAGAAGAAAACACCACCUUCAAUAUUUGAAAUUGGAUGUCGAGGACAGUAUCGCCCGAAGCAAAAACUUGUGUGUCGCUACAAAUUCGGCACGACGCCUUUUCUGCGAUUGGCCCCUCUGAAGUUCGAGGAAAUCAGCUUGGACCCGUAUAUCGCCAUGCAUCACGAAGUUCUCUACGACUCUGACACCCGAGGUUUCAGAGAACAAUCGGUGAAUAUGAUGAACGGUUAUGCAGACCAUAGAGAAGACGGCACAGAAAUCAGGGAAACCGUAGCUCGACUUUCCUGGUGGACAAACAUAUCCAAAACGCGAGAGCGCAUAAAUCAGCGCAUUAAGGAUAUGACAGGACUGAAUUUUUCGAAAACGGAAAAAAUUCAGGUUGCCAAUUACGGAGUGGGCACUUACUUCAAACCGCACUUCGACUACACCGCCGAGGGAUUCGAAACUCCAGAUGCUGCCGAGUUGGGCGAUCGCUUGGCCAGCAUUAUUUUUUAUGCUAGUGAUGUCCCACAGGGCGGGGCCACUGUUUUCCCAAAAAUAAAUGUCACGGUCUUUCCACGAAAGGGAAGCAGUUUGUUCUGGUUCAAUUUGUUCGACGAUGGAAGGCCCGACAUAAGAAGCCAACACUCAGUGUGUCCGGUAAUCAACGGAGACAGAUGGACUCUCACCAAGUGGAUCCAUUUGUUUCCUCAAAUGUUCACCAGGCCAUGUGCAGCAUAACACAACUAUUGUCUAUAAUUUGAAGUGAAGAAGACUACCACUUCGAAAAUAUUUUAGUUUUAACCUUUUUAAAAAAAACUUAAAAUUUACCCAAAAAAUCAUUUUUUUAUAUAUCGACUUGUUUUCAAUUACAAUUUUUUGUGC
Messenger RNA from Drosophila ficusphila, 1722 nucleotides. RefSeq names its product prolyl 4-hydroxylase subunit alpha-2. Gene Ontology annotation, cellular component: endoplasmic reticulum. Gene Ontology annotation, biological process: peptidyl-proline hydroxylation to 4-hydroxy-L-proline. The transcript has 7 exons. The coding region runs from base 1 to 1578 and encodes 525 amino acids. Lineage: Eukaryota; Metazoa; Arthropoda; Insecta; Diptera; Drosophilidae. Gene Ontology annotation, molecular function: iron ion binding; L-ascorbic acid binding; protein binding. The record is from RefSeq and is a predicted model, not a curated record.